This is a messenger RNA of Helianthus annuus (common sunflower), 2813 nucleotides long. RefSeq names its product ADP-ribosylation factor GTPase-activating protein AGD4. The record is from RefSeq and is a predicted model, not a curated record. The transcript has 18 exons. Gene Ontology annotation, cellular component: cytoplasm. Gene Ontology annotation, molecular function: GTPase activator activity; protein binding. NCBI's taxonomy places the organism in Eukaryota, Viridiplantae, Streptophyta, Magnoliopsida, Asterales, Asteraceae. Bases 164 to 2590 code for a protein of 808 amino acids.
AGAAUAUUAUCAAAAUAUGCUCUCAAGAUCUUUAUCAAUCAACCCUCGUUCUGUUCAUCUGAUUUCAGAAUAAUCUGAGGAAAUUGAACCCAUAGAUUGCAAAAUCACCACCACCAGCGUCAUCAUUAAAUUUAUUAUACUGAUUAGCAGUAAAAGAAAGAAAAUGACGAUCCCACGAUCCGACCCGGUUGGUCAAGAACGGAAAGGAAUCCGGUAUUCGGAUUUCCCAGAUUUGGCCAAGUUUCUUCUUCCGUUUCGAAGAGAUAUAGACAACCCCUUGGCUGCCUUUAACAACCUAGAUGAUUCUCCAAUGUUUCAAAAACAGGUGCGUUAUAUUGAACUGAACACAGAUGAUUUAAAAACACGUUGUCAGAAACUACACAAAGGGAGCAAAAAAUAUAUGGAUGGACUUGGAGAAGCAUGCAAUAUAGAUUUUGUAUUUGCAGAUGCAUUAGAGGCAUUUGGUGGUGGCCAAGACGACCCCGUUAGCUCAUCUAUUGGAGGUUCAAUAAUUUCGAAGUUUGUUAGUGCGUUUCGCGAGAUUGAAUCGUUUAAGGAGCUUCUUCGUAUCCAAGUUGAACAUUUGCUUGUUGAUCGUUUGGCUCAGUUUUUGUCUGAUGAUCUUCAAGCCACAAAGGACGCACGUAAAAAAUUGGACAAAGCUACAUAUGCAUAUGAUCAGGCUCGUGAAAAGGUUGCAUCGUUGAGAAAGAGUACACGGGAUGAAGUUGUUACCGAAUCGGAAGAGGCUCUACAAAACUUGAAAUCUGCAUUUGAAAAGAGCAGAUUCGAUCUAGUACAUUCUCUAGUGAAUAUCGAAGCAACAAAGAAGUACACGUUUUUGGAAUCUCUUAGCGCAAUAAUGGAUGCUCAUUUGCGAUAUUUUAAACUGGGCUAUGAUUUGUUGAGUCAAAUGGAACCUUUCAUUCAUCAGGUGUUGACGUAUGCACAACAAUCUAAAGAACAUGCAACUUCCGAACAAGAUAGACUCGCAAAGAGAAUUCAAGAAUUUUUGGCACAAGCGGAAAUGAAAGAAUCAUUGCCUACUAAUUUCGGAAAUGUUAAUGGCGUUGGAAUGAAUUCAGAUAAAAAUAUAGAUGCAAUAAUGAAGUCCACCACGAAAGGAACAGUGCAAACCAUCAAGCAAGGCUAUCUUCUAAAACGGUCGACAAGUUUAAGAGCCGAUUGGAAAAGACGAUUCUUUAUACUUGAUAGUCGCGGGAUCUUAUAUUAUUAUAGGAUUUUUCCUAACAAACCUGUGGGUUCACAAUCAACGAAUUCACUUACAUCGACUGAACAACAUAGUCGUGUGUUUGGGAGGUUUAGAUCAAGGCACAACAGGGCAGCAUCACAUGACGAUGAAAACUCAGAAUGCCAUACGGUUGAUCUUCGUACUUCAACGAUAAAAGCUGACGACGAGGAUUCGGAUUUGCGUUUGUGUUUCAGGAUUAUUUCACCCAUGAAGACUUACACAUUGCAGGCUGAAAGUGAAGGUGACAGGGUUGACUGGAUGAACAAAAUCACAGGAGUAAUUGCUUCUCUCUUAAACUCCAAUAUGAAACAGACACAUUUCAACAGAGUUCACUCGGGAAGUGCACUUGACGCAGUUGGUGAAGAAUCUGCCGCUUCACAAGUUGAUAACACGGGAUCUAUACUUGAUAACGUGAAUAUUAAUCCAGAAGAUUGCGUUUCUAGCAUUCUCCGAAAGAUUCCUGGAAAUGAUUUAUGUGCAGAAUGCAGUGCACCUGAACCUGAUUGGGCGUCUCUUAAUUUAGGCAUAUUAAUGUGCAUUGAAUGUUCUGGGGUCCACCGAAAUCUAGGGGUUCACAUAUCAAAGGUUCGAUCAAUUAAUCUUGACGUUAAGGUUUGGGAACCUACUGUAAUGGACUUGUUUCGGAACUUGGGCAAUAUGUACUGCAAUUCCAUAUGGGAAAAUCCACUUCAAACUAAUAGCGAGGACGGAUCAAAUGCUUUAGCCGUUAACAAGCCUAGCCCUAGAGAUGCAAAUCAACAGAGGGAGAAGUAUAUCAUUGCAAAGUAUGUGGAGAAACGGUUAAUCUGUCGAGAAGAAACCACCAGUAACACCCCUUCUUAUGCCACCAGAAUCUGGAAAGCAACUGAAAGUAACAAUAUACGAGAGGUAUACCGUCUAAUCGCUACAUCAUUUAUAAAUAUCAUCAACACUACAUACGAUGAGGUUGCCGGUGCCGAUUUAUUUCACAAUCUUCAUGAACAUGAUACUGAAAAAGCCAGCCCGUUAGCCUGUAAAAAGAUGAAGGAUUCCAGCAAGCCGGAAAGCUGUCUUGAAGGGUGUACAUUACUGCAUUUAGCAUGCGAUUUAAAAUACGACGUGAUGCUUGAACUGUUGCUACAGUUUGGUGCUGAUAUAAACAGGUCGGAUUACCAUGGUAGGACCCCACUUCACCAUUGUAUCUUCUCUGGAAAUAACAAACUGGCCAAGUUUGUGAUCAGAAGAGGGGCGGAUGUAUCGAUCAAAGAUGGUGGUGGACGAGGUGCCUUAGAACGAGCUAUGGAGAUGGGAGCGAUUACUGAUGACGAGUUAUUGAUCUUGCUUUCUGAGGGUAAGUGAAGGUUGCUCAAGAAAGCGGGAAGCCAUUGUCUUUUUGACUCUGGCGAGCUGUCUAAAUCUGAUCUUGUGAAUCUGGUUUUGUUGAUGCAUGUUUUUUAGAUUUGUUUUGCUGUAAUUGCUAGUUAUAUUUGGCGCUGAUAGGUGAUUUAAAGUUUAACUUCGGUUAAUUUUUAGAUAUCGAUGAGUAGAGCAAAGAAUCAUUAUACUUCAGAGUUUUUUUUAA